Molecule: messenger RNA, 8832 nt
Organism: Grus americana (Whooping crane)
Lineage: Eukaryota; Metazoa; Chordata; Aves; Gruiformes; Gruidae
Gene: CRAMP1
Product: cramped chromatin regulator homolog 1
Exons: 21
Coding region: 440-4420 (1326 amino acids)
Biological process (GO): pattern specification process
Cellular component (GO): nucleus
Molecular function (GO): chromatin binding
Source: RefSeq, a predicted model, not a curated record
CCUCGGCCCGGCGCAGGGUGACGAGGAAGCGGAACCGCCGCGGCCGGGACCCCAUCGCGGCCCGCUCUGCGGCCGAACGCGGCGCCGGGGGCGACGGCGGAGCGCGGCCGAGCCCGGGGCGCCAGGGAGCCGCGGCUCCGGCCGGGGGCGUUGAGGCCUAACGGGGAGCCGCCGGUGCCGGCACCGCGGCCGCGGGUUUCGGAGGAGCCCGGGGAAGAGAGGUCGCCUCCGCGGCCGGGAGCGGGGCUGCCGCCGCCAGCAAAGCUGGGAGGGCCGCUGGGGUCCGCGGCGGUCGUAGGGCGCGCCGGCCUCCGCCCGAGCUGGCGGGUCCGGGGCGCAGCCUGGGGGUGCCUGGGGCUGCGGGUGCCGGAAGAACCGAGGCAGCCGCCGGCGGGAGAGCUGGAGCGCGGAGGCUGCGCGGCGGCAUUGAUGCGGCAGGAUGACAGUGAAACUGGGAGAGAGCAGCGGGGAGGAAGGGGUGAAAAAGCUGGGCAAGAGAGCAGGAGGAGAUGAGGAGUCCCUGGAAGAAGAAGGGGCAGGAGGAGGAGGAGAGGCAGCUCCAGGCAGCAGCAGCACAAAGAAAGAAGAGAAGAUUAUUAACAACAACACUAACAGCAGCCCCCCACCGAACCCCAGCUUAUCGCAGGCCCCGGCCUCCCUCCAGCCCUCUCACAGCCAGGACCAGCAUCAUUUUCUCAGGUCCAGCGUCAGACCUCAGAGCAAGAGGCUGAAGAAGGAUUCCCAGGCAUCCUCUUCAGUUGGCAGCAGCACUGCUGCAAAAGGCAAAGCAGCAGAUAAUGGAGGGACUGCAUCUGGUGGCACAUCUGGAAUUCUUCCCAGCAAUCCUGCUGGGAAUUCCAAGUCAGCAGCAAGGAACCUGGGCUCCUCAGCUGGAGAGAAGGAGGAAGGAAAGAAGGUCAGACGGCAGUGGGAAUCGUGGAGCACAGAGGACAAAAAUACUUUCUUCGAGGGACUGUAUGAGCAUGGGAAGGACUUUGAAGCUAUCCAGAACAACAUUGCCCUGAAAUACAAGAAGAAAGGCAAACCAGCAAGCAUGGUGAAGAAUAAGGAACAGGUCCGCCAUUUCUACUACCGCACCUGGCACAAGAUCUCAAAGUACAUUGACUUUGAUAAUGUGUUUUCUCAAGGGCUGAAAAAAUCCUCCCUGGAGCUUUAUGGCCUAAUCUGCUAUGGGGAAUUAAGGAAAAAGAUUGGGGGAUGUAUGGAUGACAAGAAUGCGGCUAAACUCAAUGAGCUCAUUCAGGCCGGGGCUACGACUGUUCGUUACAAAGGCAGAAACCUUCGUAUCAAAGCUCCGAUGUGCAGGGCUUUGAAGAAACUCUGUGAUCCAGAUGGCGUUAGUGAUGAAGAGGACCAGAAGCCAGUACGUCUUCCUCUCAAGGUCCCCGUGGAGUUGCAGCCACGAAAUAAUCACGCAUGGGCUCGAGUGCAGAGUCUUGCCCAGAAUCCACGGCUUAGGAUGAUUGUGGAGUUACAUCGGAAGGUCUCCAGCCUCAUUGAGUUCCUGAAGCAGAAGUGGGCUCUCCAUGAAGUGCGUAUUCGUAAAACACUAGAAGAACGGCAGCUUCAAGACUCCAGAGACUCAGAAACAAGAGGCAGCUUCUCAGAGGAGAAAGUGAUGCUCCAUCUCUUUCCAGGAGAGAAUUGUACGCUCACUCCGCUGCCUGGGGUAGCCAGAGUGGUCCACUCCAAGGCUUUCUGCACAGUGCAUUGGCAGGAAACUGGCAAAUGCAAACAGAACACAAAAGACUCUCAUUUACUACCCCCUGCACAAAUCCUAGGCAUACAGAGUGGUCAGGGGACUGCUAGGGGACAGCUAAAAUACACACGGGGAACAGAAGGUAAGGGUGUUGGCAGGGCAGAGAGCACUACAGAGUCAAACAGAACCUCUCAGCCCACAGCUGAAGUUUCUGCAGGCACUGAAGAUGGCACCCCAGAGACUGGCCUGGUGGAAGGAACAGCCUCAAAUCUUGGCAUCACUAAUUCUCUCCAAAAAACACCUUCUGGACUUCAAGAUCCAGGAGGGAACCAUGAAAAGCUGAGCUCAGUGGCCUUCUGUGUGGAUGGCAGGGAGACCCUGGCUAGUGACCAAGCAACUGUGCUACCGUCAUGCAGCACAGCUUGUGCUUGCAGUAAGAUCCCUGAUGUGGAGGAGCUCUCUCUGCUCGAUCCAUUCCCACGGUACAUGAAGUCCUGUCAGGACCUGAUCGUCCCAGAGAAAUGUUCUUGCACAGACAAACUGCAUGGGAAAGACUCUGCUCCAGCAGCUGGUGAUACUUCUCCAGUGGCUUUUCCAAGUGGGAGGAGCACAGAGACAUCUGACUCCUAUUCACAGCUACCGAGAGGUGGUGUGGCUUCACCCGGCAGUGGCCCAUCCAGAUAUGAAACUCAGGCGAGCCACAGCCAGGGCCAGCAGAUUGAUGCUUGUACCAAGGAUAUAACAGAUGCAGUAAUGGAGGAUUCUCAAGAGAAGCUGGGCUCCUCAUUUCCACCUCCACCUCAGGGACAAUCUAGUACAAAGUCUCUCAAGGAUGACCCAAGCCGGCUCUCUCAACAGGUUAGAGAAGAAGGAUGGAGUCUACGAACUUCUGAGAGCCUUACGCUGGCUGAAGUCUACCUCAUGAUGGGCAAACCGAACAAGUUGCAGCUGGAAUAUGACUGGUUGGCUGUGUUGGAGCCAGAAACCCAGGAUGCUAGGGAGCAAACGCCCGAGUCGAGUGCUGUUUCUGCAUGUACCACCUUUCACAAGCAGAGACUCCUAAACUGCCUUUUAAAACUCAUCUCUACUGAAGUCAAUCCCAAACCAAUGCCUGAGAUGAGCUCAGUUGCCACAUCACCCAUAAAGCCUGCUCAAGAGGAGCAGUCACUGACUCCUCCAGGAAAGGUGAUUGCCAUCAGCACCAGGAGUCCGGGCUGUGCACGAAAUCAAUCUGCCCUUCGCAACAACAAGACUUUUUCUCCUGGUGCUGCUUCCAGCUCCUCAGGUUUGAGAAACCUCCCUAGACCUCUCUUGGUGGCUGGUCCUUCAAGUUCUGGAAGCACUGAUGCGGAUGGUGGACUCUUUGCAGUUCCUACAACUCUACCACCCAACAGCCGCCAUGGGAAGCUGUUCUUGCCUAGCAAAGAAGCAGAACUGACCUUCCGGCAGCACUUAGACACAAUCAGUAUGCAGUCAGACUUCUUCUUGCCAAAGCCAAGGAAGUUACGGAACAGGCACUUGCGGAAGCCAUUAGUAGUACAGAGAACACUGCUCCCCAGGCCAUCUGGAAAUCCGUCCCAGCAUGUCUGUUCCUUUUCUAUCUUAUCCAACUCAUCCAUUACAGGGAGAGGUUCAUUUCGGCCUAUCCAGUCCUCACUGACUAAAGCUGCUGUUUCUCGUCCAAUUGUGCCCAAAGUUCUUCCAACACAGGCUACCAACCAUCUGUCUAGUGCUAUCGACUUGGCAGCUAAAAGUGCUGGUAUUAUUCCUGGUAGCCCUGUGCCUGUCCUGGAUGCAGAUGGUUUGUCAGGUGUAUCUCCAUUGUCACCAGACGGAGUGACGAGAGUGGUAACAGGGCAGGAGUCAACAGUAGCACAUCAGAAUGGAGGCUCCAUCACCACUGUAGAGGGCUCGGGCUCUGGGUGUCGGGUUCCAUUCAUCAGCUUACCAACACGACAUGAGCAGGAGGCAGUUCCUGAUGGUUUCCAGGGUACAUCAGUCCUUUCUCUGUCAGAACUGUCCAAGACUCCCCUCCAAAAUGGUCUUUCCACCCCUCCACUUCCCUCAUCAGAGGCUUCCAGUACUCGGCUCUCUCCUCCCAAUGUUUCUGCUCUCUUGGAUAUUUCCCUGCCUGGACCACCUGAAGAUGUUCUUUCUCAAGGAGAACCUGCCACUCAAAUCAGUGAUUCUAUCAUUGAAAUAGCUAUCAGCUCUGGUCAAUACAGUGAAGGUGUCUCUCUCUCUCCUGCAAAGCUGAAUGGCAGUGACAGCUCCAAAAGUCUUCCAUCCCCAUCCAGUAGUCCUCAACAGAACUGGAUUGCCUCUCCCAGCCAUGAUCCCCAGUGGUACCCCAAUGACUCCACAGACUCGUCUCUCAGCAGCUUGUUUUCAAGUUUCAUCUCCCCUGAGAAGGGACGAAAAAUGUUGCCAACUCCCGUUGGGACUGCCAGUGGCACCUCCUUACUGGGACCUAGCCUUCUGGAUGGAAACUCACGGGACUCUUUUGUGUCACGGUCACUGGCAGAUGUAGCAGAGGUGGUGGAUUCCCAGCUGGCUUGCAUGAUGAAUGAGAACAGCAUAGAUUACAUAUCUCGUUUUAAUGAUCUUGCCCAGGAACUAUCAAUACCUGAGCCAACCCGCAGGGAAAUUCUGUUUGAUGGAGGAGGUGGUGGUCCCCCGAUUGGGGAUCUCUCACAGUGAGUGUGUGAGACCAGCAGGCUGGUGUAGACUGUUCAGCUAAAGUUGGAGCUUGCAGCGUUGGAUCAUGGCAAGGGCAGGUUGUAGAGAAGCAGCUGAGGCUCAGUUGUCCCUGUCUUGUGCACUUCUUUCUAAAAGAGAAGCAUUGUUUUCAAAGGUCUGAAGAAGUACUUGCAAGUCCUGGAACGUGCAAUAUACUGGGAACAACAAAACAUGGAAUAGUAUUACAGGAAACGGUGUGUGUCCUGCAUCAGUGAUAUGAGAUGGCAGGUUUAUGGGACAGUCCUGGACUUGUACUUUGGAAUGGCCUAAGCAAGAAGCUCAAGCAGGGAAGGGUAUUGCCAGAAGCUCCCCUACGUGAAUUUUUUUUUGCGUAGUAAUCAAAAUGCCAUGAUUUGGGAUCCACAUUGAAGUUGUGGAGGAUGAAGGGUGGGGGUGGGUAUGGGAACCAUUUUGCAUCUUGACAUGUCCUACUUGGCAGUCUUAUCAAUCAGUUAAACUGAAGUUUCUUGCACUCUCUUCAAGGGCGCUGCGACUCUACGAUGCUUUGUUUUUAUAGACCAUUCUGUUUCUUUGGCUAUGUUUUGUUGUUUGACCAUUCCAGCAGGGGCAUGUACCUACUUUCUUGUUUGGUAGGGGAGCUCUGCUCCCAGAUUGCAUGGAUCCUUGGGGAGUUUCCUCUGAUUUUAAACCCCUUCACAUGUCACAAUCAUCAUCAUCAUCCUGACUGCACUCAUAUUCUCCACUGUUGAGAUUCUUCAUCACAUUGCACAGUUCAUCCCAUGAGUGGGAGAGUGCUUUCUUGCUUUCCCCGAAGAAUGGUCAUUUUUUAAGUCAAGAGAUGCUGCAAAAGAGCUUACUGGAAUCACUAUGAAAGCUUCAUCAUAAUUAGUCUUGGCUUUGCUGGAAACCUGUAUAUAUUGCCAUCUUUCUUCACAAAAACUGAUGAUUUACCUGGGAGAGGAAAUAGGAAAGAAUAUUGUAAUGUAUAGAAACAAAUAAUAUGUUAACGCUAAAGUUGUUGAGAUCUGUUUUGUGUCAUGAAGAGGAGAGGUGUCAAGUCCUAGCUUAAUCCCUUAGUCCUUCCUUAUUUCCUCCUUGUUCUGUGAAUUCCAGGUGCUCUGUAGUACCUCAGGGCAUCAUUUUUCAUUAGUCACCCCCAAGCACUAGUGGAUCUGGUACUCCCUCUACUAAAUCCCUAUGCAUUUGUUAGUGUUUUAAUAUUUGAAAGACCCAGAUCCUGAUACCAGCGGGUUCAAAGGAAUAUAAAGUUACUUUCUCUACAGCUGGUUGUCUGUUGAUUCUACCUUUAUAACUCAGGAGACUUUUCCUAUUUCCUUUCCUACCGGUCAUGAGAGAGAAUACCUUUAUUGUGCCCCUUUUUAAGCACUUGUCUGCUUCUCCAGUAAGAGGAUGUCCCUUGGCAUCUGUAGCUCUGAACUUAUCCAAGGGGCUGGUCCUGUAUAAACCUCAGCUUUAUAUUAUUAAUAAAUAAACAAAACUGCUCCAUCUCUUAGGCUAUUAUCAGGGGUUCAUUUUCCCAACUUGCACUAUACUUGGUGGAUGUAGUUCUACCUGCCUUUAGCUACUUUUACAAGGCAUUUGACUGGGAGUUUCUUCUUGUAACCUGGCUCACGAUGCACUGAUUGCUUUACCCUGCUUCACGUAGAUUAUUUUUAAACCGCUAUAUAGUUUGCCUUAUGCUUUCUAUCAUUAAGAGAAAAUGUAACAAGUUUUCUGAUGCACCUUUUGUGUGGCCCAUAGCAACCUUCCUGAUUUCACUCAAACAGCAGUGAGAUUUGGAUGACAUUCCAAGACCCCAUGUAUCAGGUUGCUACGUUCUCCUCUCUGACAUAGGAACCAUACAGAUGUGUAAAAACAGCAUUAGUACAACUGGAUGUUCCCCACAGGGAGGCAAACCUGUAUUACUAGAAAAAAAACCAAUUAUGACUAGAAGAACUGAGAAUUUCAUACCUGUGGGCUAACUUCCUAUUCUGACUGCAUGUCACAUGGGCUCUUAGGUCCUUCUGUCAUUAUUUCUCUUUCAUUAUUCUUACAGAGCCUUGUUUGAGAAUUCUGAUGCAAAUAUCAGGAAAUCAUGUAAACCUAGAAUAUAUAAAGUUGAAGGCUGUCAGAAGAAUGAAUGCUGGGGAGUGUGUCAUUCGGAGCAUUCACCCUUGGUGUGGAGAGGACAUACUCAUUAACCUCAAGAGUCACUCCCUCUAAAACUUUUUUAAGUUUUACUUACAGUUAAGCUGUAUUUUGGUUCAGUCUUUCCCAGAUUGUUCCUGCUGGUUUUGGCUUCUUACAUUAGUAAUACUGAUUAUCCUAUAAGCUGUACCUCCAAAAAUCCUUCGGACUUGCAGGACAUGCAGGAGGAGAUGUGAUACGUUCUAAUCAAGUACUGUAUAAAAAAAAUCUGAACUCUCAUUCUUAAACUUCUGAAUACUGAAAGACCAGCCUGAUGGUCUCCAUGUAUUUAGGUAGCUUGACAAACAUUUCAUCUUCUUUGCCCGUGCUGGUAAUGGAGUGGAUGUGUCACUGGUUUCACUUAGGUUGCCUAGAAUAAGUGCCAGCAUUGCUGCACCCCUGUGGCAGAGCACUUCAUCAACAUCUGGGAAAACUUUCUGCCAUCGGAUACAGGGAGCUGUCAAGCUGCCCCUUCUCAACCCUUUCAGUUGCCAUAGGGCAUUAACAGAACUGCAGAAUGAAGUCAGCAUAGCAGCUAUUUUUAAUGAUGCCAUGAGAUCAGAAAACUUCAGUAUCCUGAACCUUUGCAAAUAGGCUUGGACCACCAAGUCGUAACAAAGUGGAAAUUACAGAGGUCAGUUCAGCACUCAGAAUCUUGUAUUAGGAAUGUGUUUGGCAUCAGCCUCUUACAAAUUGCCAUUACGAGACAGAAUUUGAUUUCAGAGAUGCAAUGCUUUGAAAACUGCAGUUUAAUAAUAAAGCCCUUUCAGGACAAGUAAGUCUUAUCAGGGAAAAACUUGAAAAUCAUCAAGUAGAUCAUUGUGAUAAUUUUGAACUGGUGCAGAAUUUGUUAUCCUUAUUAUGUGAAAGGUCACUUAACACACCUCUGAUUCCACCAGUUCUAGAUUUUAGGUGGAUGUGCUUUACGAUACUAAUCAUCAUCAGUUUGUGCCUAAGACCGCUAAGCGAAAAAUUGGGGGGGUGUAGGGAGGGGUGUGGGAGUGUGUAUAUGUACACACACACACAUUUAUGUAUGCUUAUGUGUGUGUGUAUAUAUAUUUUUUUGUAAAACACAAAACUUUUUCAAUUUUUAUGAUUUCAGCUUCCCCAACAGAAGUAACAAAAUACAUAUGUGUAGCAAUGUCAGCCUAUCCUAAGCAAACAUUCUAGCAAGUUAUACUGAACUGCACGCAGGAUUGUUUUUGAGGUAAACAUGACUUCGUUAGCUUAAUAGCUUCUUGGGGCACUGUAAGGUGGUCAGAGAGGACAAAUGGACACUAACAACCUCCAGUUCUAGUAUUAAUUGCUCUAGGUUUUUCCCAUGUUGGUUUAGUGACUAUGUAAUAAGGAAGUUCUGAGUAGUUCAGCGAGGUGAAUGGCAGAAAAUUCAGUAUUUGUUGUCAUCAUAGUCUGGGUGAAAAGCAGUACUACAUCCUAAGAGUUAGAUCUACCAAUGUGCAUGUGUGUGCUAACUGGGUCUUCUGCUGGGUGUUGCAUCCUGAAUACCCACACAAUUCAUUUUAGCCUUUAUCACUAAAUCUACUAAGCAUAGGAACUAAUUGCGUUUAAUAUGGCAUUGUUAAGCCUUUUCUUGAGACCCCCCUUUAUAUUUCUAAAUUGAAUUAAAUGGCUUGGAUCAAAUCUAAUCUAUAAAGACAUCUCAUUUACUGACUCCACGGAUCCCAGAGUGGAAAUUAAGUUGCAUUUUGGUUUUUACACUCAGACUUCGGAUGCAUUUAUAAGGAAAGUACUGCACUUUUUUUUAACCUUUUCAAACCUUUGAAUCUCUUAAUUUCACAGCAAUUUGUAAAUGUUAACUAAGUGAAACCUUGGCAAGCACUACGGCAAUAAGUUAUCAUUAAUUAUUGAAACAUGAUAACUGCUUUAGAGCUUAUGGUUCUGGCAGCAAAAUUUAAUGCUGUUUCUUUUAAUAAUAGUUAAGCCAUAUCAUCUAAGGUUUCUGGCUUGUUUGAGAUGUGAAUUUGUUUUAUAGAUUAUAAAUAUACCUAUAUAGUGUAUGUAUAAAGCAGAAUGCCUGUCCUUACUGAUUAUUUUUUGUACCAUAUUGUAAAUUAUAUUAUUUAUUCUUUACCAAUUUUGGAAAAAGGUGUUUUGGUUAUUUAAUAUAAUAUACAAAAGCUGUUAAACUUCCUCUGUUUAAAUUUCCAAUUCAACUUGUAAAGCUGUUUUUAUUCUUGUGCAUAAAUACAUACUAAUACUUGGUC